AUGUCUGUUGUGAGCCAAAAGCAAGAGAAUCAGGCGCUCAAAGUGGGCGAUGUUCAAGGCAGGGGCAGUAACAAAGGGUCUGAACAGCCAGGACGCUCUGAAAAGCGCAAGUCAGAGGUACUAAUCGCAGCACAAUCAUUGGAUUCCGAGUUGCAACAUGUGAAGAAUUUGAAGAGAAUAUCUAUUGGGUCGAUGGAUAUGCUUAUAGACCCUGAGAUGGAAUUUCGUGUGAGUCCUUCUCCCUCUCAACCUGCGCCAACCACAGAUACCUCUCACGAUCAGCAACUUUACAACAGCCACAGUGACCACGACUCCGAUGACGACCUUUCUUACGUUAACGACAGCAUAGAUAUAACAAGCACGGAAUACCUUCAAGAAAGCGAAGGAACGGGGUUUGAGUCUUUGGGCUCGUCUUCGAACGACGCCGAUUGCGGCAAACGAACCCUUAGCGGAGUGCGAAGGGGCGGUCUGUCUGGUAAAACUCGCAUGAACAAUAAUUUAUCGGCCAAGGACGAAGAGUCCGUUACUCAUAAUCUUCUUUGGGUCCCCGCAAAUCAGCACCCGAACAUCAAACCCGAGAACUAUCUCGAACUGGUCCAAGAUACACUGCAUACUCUAAAGAUAGAACCUGAUAAUGAAGGCUCUGUUGAAGGAGGAAACGAUGAAAAAAUUGUGCAUGCUCCUGCAGCAGCCAGCGCCAACCUGCCUCCUUCUAACCAACUGCGCUCAGGCCUCAAUUCGUUGGUGCGAAGACCGUCCGGGUUGCGCAAGUCAUUUACAGAACUCGAGGACCUACUGCUUCAAGAAGCUCAGGAUACAAGUGGAGGUGACGAAAAUGCGGAGCUUCCUUCCGCAGAUAAAAUGCCUUCUGUGAGACCCCGGAUCGGUUCGAGAAGUUCAUCCCUGAAAGAUAUAACUGAGGAGCUCACUCGUAUUUCAAACAGGGCAGGUUUCACAGACGGUGACGCUGUGUCGCUGGCUAGAACUCUAAGCAUGGCCAGCUCUUACUAUACCGACGAAGAUGGCGAGUCUGUUGGCAGUCCUGAAAAGAAGCCGGAAAAAGAGUAUGCUUCGAGUAUGCUCACAAAGAAUGGAUUGGCUAUUCCAGCACGAUCUUCGCUGAGACGCAGUAAGUUCAACACCUACAGAAUUAGAAAUACAAGUGGUGGCAGCACGGCUCCAUCUAACUUACGGUCGCCAUCGGCUGAACAUAAUGAACUUGAUCGGUCUCCCAUUCGAGUCGACCAGAAAAACGCUCAACUACAGUCUCCAACGUCUGUAAAUGACUUUAACGAAAUAUACGACCAUUAUCGUCAAAGCAGUUUUGAUAGUUCUUUAGGUGCAUACCCGCAUGAACAUCAAAACGCCCACACAUCCAAUUUUCACAGCAUAGCUUCGAAACGUCCAAAGGACGACACAUUACUUGAUUCUGAGUCAAGCCUACACGAUUUGCACAAAGGCAGCCUUAAUAAGGCUCUCGACGAUGAGCAACAAGCUAGUUUUAGAGGGCAUGUUGAGGCAACCAAUAAUGAUGAAAAAGACGAUCACAAGCAUGCCAGUUCUCAGGCUCCACGCAAAAAAAGCGGUUGGAGUUGGUUUGGUAAGAAAAGUAGUAAGGAUCAAGAGAGCUCUCCUGAACACACACAAAGGGUUUCUAGUGACUUCUUAGGUGUUAGCAGCAGUGCUAAACCUACCAAUGUUCCCACAGAAAAAAUCAACCAUUCACGUCAUAGACACUAUUCGAUUGAUGAUACUGCGAACUCUUCCACAGAAUCAACUACGAGCAACACAGUGUCAUCUUCACAAUCUCCUACGAAGAAGCAGAGAAAGGAGAAGAAGUUUAUCCAGCUGUUCAAGCGCAAUAGAACCACUUCCACGAACGGACGUGAAAAGGAUGACGGUCCGAGUAUAUCCGAAAAAUUACAGAGCAGCAAUGCCGUGAAGGUCCUCAAAACUCGGACUUCGUCGACCAACCUGAGAAAGAACCGCCUGAGUCCUAAAAAGACAAGGCUUUCGGGUGACGGGAGACGUGAAUCAGUUAAGGAAGACUUUGGAUCUACCCAAGACUAUAAAGUGGUUCGGGAAGAGAAAGAGCCUCUUGCCAAGCUACAACCCUCGGUAUCUUUAACUCCAAAGUCAAGGCCUCCUCUAACUCAGGACAAACCCAAACAAAAUAACGUAGGAGAAGAUCUUAGAUUGAACAAUCAAGAUAAACAUAGAGCGGACUCGGUGCUGGACUCGGAUUCCGAGCCCGAGCUUGAAGCUGACGAAGAGGCUGGGCCAAGGACGGACGCGAUACAUGAAGGAAUCACGGAAAGCAAUACACAAGCGGAGGCUGAUACCGUCACUGCUUAUGCGCCCGAGGAAACCGCUGCAGCAAGUGCAGAUGAUUCAUUCACAAAGUCCCAGGAGCCCAAUGCUCCAGAACUGCAGGCUCCGGCGGCAGGCGGUUACGUUUUACCUCCCAGAAAGCUCGCGUUUAGUGACGUGAUAAAGCCAGAGCGUCCCAACGCGCCUAUGAAGUUUAGUGACAGCUCAUUCGGUUUCCCGCUACCGCCGCUGACAGUCUCCACUGUAGUUAUGAUUGACCACCGCUUACCGAUCAAUGUUGAGAGAGCAAUCUACAGGCUCAGUCACUUGAAACUGGGCGAUCCAAAGAGAGAACUGCGCCAACAAGUCAUCUUAAGCAAUUUCAUGUAUGCCUACCUGAAUCUCGUGAACCACAGCCUCUAUCUACAGCAACUUGAUGAAGAAGGCCCCACAGGUGUGGACGCGGCUGGGAUGGAUGGUAUGACAGCGUCUCUCUGA
Molecule: messenger RNA, 2808 nt
Organism: Lachancea thermotolerans CBS 6340
Lineage: Eukaryota; Fungi; Ascomycota; Saccharomycetes; Saccharomycetales; Saccharomycetaceae
Product: KLTH0C04048p
Exons: 1
Coding region: 1-2808 (935 amino acids)
Biological process (GO): establishment of cell polarity; positive regulation of G2/M transition of mitotic cell cycle
Cellular component (GO): cell septum; cytoplasm
Source: RefSeq, a predicted model, not a curated record